Effrenium voratum is the source of this 616-nucleotide messenger RNA. NCBI's taxonomy places the organism in Eukaryota, Dinophyceae, Suessiales, Symbiodiniaceae. The record is from the annotation of a GenBank genome assembly.
CUUUGAUUCUGCUUCCUGCUCCCUCAUUGGGAGCGUCCGCGCUUGCGCCAUGUGGCCAAUCUGCUGCAGCUGUGAGGAACCUUCCGGUGCGCAGGAGCUGGUGGCGGUAAAGUCAACGAUUCCUGCGGACGUCGUUUCGAUAAGUGCACCGCUUGGUGAAAACGAGGAGGCUAGCUAUGGCCUGCUGAAGCAUCUCGAGGGUAGCUGGAACCGCUACGAAGACUCCGAGUUCAUGGCCACCAUUCUUGGUGAGCGCGUCGAUUGGGCAAAGAGGUGGAACACGCCGACCUCUUACCUCAGGGUCUUUGGCAUCAACAAGAUCUCCGUAACCGUGGAUGGGACUAUGUUGGUUGCUGAGCUGCACAUGCUGGACUCUGAUCGGCCGAUGCUUUUCUGGGAUGACUCUGACGUGUGGGUCAAGCAGGACGCGGAAAUGGAGUCCACGCAAAGUGGCACUCAUUGACUUUGCCAUCGAGUGCCCGGGGAAAGGCCCAUGGUGACGGGUCCUUUCUUGGGAGUCCUCAUUUCAGCUUGGUGAAUCAGUAUGCGUCACCUAGACUCAAGCGUGUGCAAACUAUCUUCAAGCGUGUGCAAACUAUCUUCAAGCGUGUGCAAA